This is a messenger RNA of Gossypium raimondii (Peruvian cotton), 4487 nucleotides long. Its product is annotated as serine/threonine-protein phosphatase BSL3. Gene Ontology annotation, molecular function: phosphoprotein phosphatase activity; protein binding. The transcript has 21 exons. Lineage: Eukaryota; Viridiplantae; Streptophyta; Magnoliopsida; Malvales; Malvaceae. Bases 740 to 3787 code for a protein of 1015 amino acids. Gene Ontology annotation, biological process: brassinosteroid mediated signaling pathway. The record is from RefSeq and is a predicted model, not a curated record.
CCUUUACCGGCUGCUCCGGUAAAAGAUAGAAACAAUUAAUAAAUAAAAAUCAACUUUAUUUUUACGAAAAAGAACAGAGUGAGUUACGCUUACAUAACAUAACACAUUCCAGAGAGAGAAAAUGAGAUCAUUAAUUUUCCUCUCUUUGUUGUUAAAAAGGCUUUGAGAUUAUCACCCUUCUUUUUUUUCUUUUCUCCAUUCAAUUUUCCCUCUAUUUCCUGGAAUUAUAACUAAUUUUUCCUGGAAAGUUUUUGUGGAAUUUUCUAACGAGGUGGUUAAUUCACGAUCUGAGCUAGGGUUUUCGAAAAAUGUUGAUCGGAAAAAUCGAAUUUGCUCUGAUUUUAGGUUGAAGAUCUCGAUUUGCCUCGAUUGAGGGUUUUAUAAUUUUGAAUUUUGCUUGUUUAGCUCUUUCUUCAUCUUAACCUUAACCUUCUAGUACUAAUCAAUCACCUCCGGGGAAAGACCUUUCCAUCUCAGGAGGGAGCCGGCGGUGUUCUUGCCCGCGUGGGUGGCUUGUUUUGCGAGUGAAAGCCAUUGGAAAAGUAGUUAGGGCUUUCUCUUUGUCGACUUACAAUCGCAGGUCUUUCGCUUUCGUUGGCAUUCUUCUAUUAAGUCGCAGUAAAAUUUCAAGCUCAAGCUUACACUGCCAAUGAAAGUGCAAUAGCGUUAAGGAAAGAUAGUGUGCCUAGUUUAUUUACGAUUUGUUGAACCUAGGGCUUAAUUUGGGAACGUUAAAGAAAUGGAUGUGGAUUCGUCGAUGGUUCCUGAGACUGACCACGAUCAGAAUCAAAACGGAGCUUCUCAAUCUUCAGCGCCGAUGGAGAGGGAGCAACAGCAACAAAACCAGCAACUAGAGAACCAGGCUUCGCCACCGGGACCUGUUGGAUCUGCACCCACUUCGGCGCAACAACAGUCUGCUGCUGCCCCACCUGCUACUCAGGGACAGCCGCAAACGCCAGUGGUUGGGCCAAGAUGGGCGCCCACUUAUUCUGUGGUUAAUGCGAUUAUUGAGAAGAAAGAAGACGGGCCAGGUCCUAGGUGUGGGCAUACUCUAACGGCUGUGGCAGCUGUGGGGGAAGAAGGGACGCCUGGGUAUAUUGGGCCCAGGUUGAUUUUAUUUGGUGGCGCCACGGCACUGGAAGGGAAUUCUGCUGCUUCUGGGACUCCAUCGUCGGCUGGAAGCGCUGGCAUCAGACUAGCAGGUGCCACUGCUGAUGUGCACUGUUAUGAUGUGUUAAGUAAUAAAUGGUCUAGGAUCACGCCCUUUGGAGAGCCACCUACACCAAGGGCAGCUCAUGUGGCAACUGCUGUGGGAACUAUGGUUGUUAUUCAGGGUGGAAUUGGUCCAGCUGGUUUGUCUGCUGAGGACCUUCACGUUCUUGAUCUCACACAGCAGCGACCACGGUGGCAUAGGGUUGUUGUGCAAGGCCCUGGACCAGGGCCACGUUAUGGACAUGUGAUGGCUUUGGUGGGACAAAGGUAUCUCAUGGCUAUUGGUGGAAAUGAUGGAAAACGACCUUUGGCAGAUGUAUGGGCCCUGGAUACUGCUGCCAAGCCUUAUGAAUGGCGUAAAUUGGAACCUGAAGGGGAAGGCCCACCUCCAUGCAUGUAUGCUACUGCAAGUGCACGAUCAGAUGGUCUCCUUCUGCUCUGUGGAGGGAGGGAUGCUAACAGUGUGCCAUUGGCUAGUGCAUAUGGACUUGCAAAACACAGGGAUGGUCGAUGGGAAUGGGCAAUUGCUCCGGGUGUCUCACCAUCACCAAGAUAUCAACAUGCUGCUGUCUUUGUCAAUGCAAGGCUCCAUGUUUCUGGUGGGGCACUUGGCGGUGGACGCAUGGUUGAAGACUCGUCAAGUGUUGCAGUGUUGGAUACUGCUGCGGGAGUUUGGUGUGAUACAAAAUCUGUUGUUACUAGUCCGAGGACAGGCAGAUACAGUGCAGAUGCUGCUGGAGGAGAUGCUUCUGUUGAGUUGACAAGGCGCUGCAGACAUGCAGCUGCUGCUGUUGGUGACUUAAUAUUUAUUUAUGGUGGUUUACGUGGUGGUGUGUUGCUUGAUGACUUGCUUGUUGCUGAAGACCUGGCUGCUGCUGAGACAACAGCAGCAGCUUCACAUGCUGCGGCUGCAGCAGCUGCUUCUAAUGUGAAUGCAGGGCGGUUACCUGGAAGGUAUGGUUUUGGUGAUGAAAGAGAAAGGCAAACAAUGCCUGAAGCAGCUCCUGAUGGAGCAGUUGUGCUGGGAAGUCCAGUUGCUCCCCCUGUAAAUGGGGAUAUGUAUACCGACAUAAGCACUGAAAAUGCCAUGCUUCAAGGAUCCCGGAGAAUGAGCAAGGGUGUUGAGUAUUUAGUUGAGGCCGCGGCUGCUGAAGCUGAGGCUAUUAGUGCCACAUUGGCUGCUGCCAAGGCACGACAAGUUAAUGGAGAAGUUGAACUUCCUGAUAGGGAUCGAGGGGCAGAGGCUACACCUAGUGGAAAACAAAUGUCUACCUUGAUUAAAAUACCUGAUUCUUCUGGGUCAAAUAAUGUUACUCCAGCUGGAGUUCGGCUUCACCACAGAGCUGUGGUUGUGGCUGCAGAGACCGGUGGAGCAUUAGGUGGGAUGGUAAGACAGCUUUCUAUUGACCAAUUUGAAAAUGAAGGCAGGCGGGUUAGCUAUGGGACUCCUGAGAGUGCAACUGCAGCAAGGAAACUAUUAGAUAGGCAGAUGUCAAUCAAUAGUGUCCCCAAAAAGGUCAUUGCACAUCUUUUGAAGCCUCGUGGUUGGAAACCUCCAGUUCGUCGACAGUUUUUCUUAGAUUGCAAUGAAAUAGCAGAUCUCUGUGAAAGUGCCGAAAAAAUAUUUGCUGCCGAACCAACUGUUUUACAGCUGAAAGCUCCUAUUAAGAUUUUUGGUGAUCUACAUGGACAAUUUGGGGAUCUUAUGCGCCUUUUUGAUGAAUAUGGUGCGCCUUCAACAGCUGGGGACAUUGCAUAUAUCGAUUAUCUCUUCUUAGGAGAUUAUGUGGACCGGGGCCAACACAGCUUGGAGACCAUUACUCUUCUGCUUGCAUUGAAGGUUGAGUAUCCCCAUAAUGUACAUUUAAUUAGGGGAAAUCAUGAGGCUGCAGAUAUCAAUGCACUUUUUGGCUUCCGGAUUGAGUGUAUUGAGCGCAUGGGUGAGAGAGAUGGAAUAUGGGCAUGGCAUCGCAUAAACCGGUUAUUUAAUUGGCUUCCUCUGGCAGCUCUAAUUGAGAAGAAAAUCAUUUGUAUGCAUGGUGGCAUUGGUCGGUCUAUAAAUCAUGUGGAACAGAUUGAGAACCUACAGCGUCCCAUUACAAUGGAAGCAGGCUCAAUUGUUCUUAUGGAUUUAUUAUGGUCUGAUCCAACAGAAAAUGAUAGUGUGGAAGGGUUGCGACCAAAUGCUAGAGGUCCAGGGUUGGUUACUUUUGGGCCUGAUCGUGUUAUGGAAUUCUGCAAUAAUAAUGAUCUUCAGUUAAUUGUUCGUGCUCACGAGUGUGUUAUGGAUGGCUUUGAGCGCUUUGCCCAGGGACAUUUGAUCACUCUAUUUUCGGCAACCAAUUAUUGUGGCACCGCAAAUAACGCUGGCGCUAUCUUAGUUUUGGGUAGAGAUCUCGUGGUAGUUCCAAAGCUGAUUCAUCCUUUACCCCCAGCAAUGUCAUCUCCAGAAGCAUCACCGGAACGUCAUAUAGAAGAUACAUGGAUGCAGGAGUUGAAUGCUAACAGACCUCCGACACCUACUAGAGGUCGUCCUCAAGUGGCAAAUGAUCGAGGCUCUCUCGCGUGUAUAUAAUAGAUCCUUCCAAAUCUUUUUCCAUAUACUCCUUCAGGUUUAUGUUACUACAUGGUGAUUCCCUGUUCCGUAUAAGGGCAUGAUGCCAAAUACAGGCAUUUCCAAACUUGUAAUCUCUCUCGUAACAAAGUUUGAAGGCUUUGACUUUUCGCCGGUUUUCAGCACACGGUAGGCCUUGAGAUUAUGAAAGAUGCAUAGUUUGGGAACCAGAUUGCAAGGUGCUGUGGUAGUAUGAAAGGUACAAGUUAGAGAAGCAGAUUGUGCACGGCGUAGGUUUCUUUUUGGAUAUGUGUGCUGAAAAUUGCAAGUUGGGCUUCUCCCUCUGUAAAUUGAAGGCACAGCCAGGUAGAAGUCGGGUGGUUUCUUCAAAUGGGUUGCUAGUGUUGAGUACUUUUCACAUUUAGUUAUAUAUAUUUUUUAGUCCUUGUUUUAGGUCUAAUAUUUUUUACUAUGUGAUGAUGAUGAGGGAUCAUAUUGGGCGUUGCUUGUAUCAAGAGGUGUUGAUUGGUGUAAUUCUCUUUUCUCUGUACAAUGUAAUGAUUGUGUGAAGAAAACCUAGUGUUGUUCAAACAUGAAAAUUUUACAAGUUUUGGUCAUAAAUUUGUCACUCUUUUCAUUUGUAAAUCUAGCAAUUACAAUUCCAGGUUUUGCUUAAUGUCACGAUUAGAUUAUGCAGUUAUAAGAUGUCAUUUUGUUCGAA